Molecule: messenger RNA, 2508 nt
Organism: Megalops cyprinoides (Indo-Pacific tarpon)
Lineage: Eukaryota; Metazoa; Chordata; Actinopteri; Elopiformes; Megalopidae
Product: PC3-like endoprotease variant B
Exons: 20
Coding region: 1-2508 (835 amino acids)
Biological process (GO): peptide hormone processing
Cellular component (GO): Golgi membrane; trans-Golgi network
Molecular function (GO): serine-type endopeptidase activity
Source: RefSeq, a predicted model, not a curated record
AUGAAAGUUCUUUUAGUGACCGUUUGCUACAUGCUGCAGUGGCAGCUGGCGGCCACAGGGGAGCAGCGUGACGCUGAAGUGCAAGUGUUCUACGCUGUGGAGAUGGAGGGAGGCACCACAGCUGCCAGAGCACUGGCGGAAAAGCACGGGCUGCAGUUCAUCUCGCGGGUGGGAAACCUGGAAAGCAUCUACACCCUGAGGGCCUUCAAAGGGCAGGCAGACAGGCACAACCUGGAGAGCCAGCUGUCUGUCAGAACGGGGGUGAAGUGGGUCCAGCGACAGCAAGCCCAGUAUAGAGACAAACGAGCCUCCAUCCGGGAACUGGAUCGGCGCAUCCAUCAAGAGAUGCUGGCACCCUGGCAUGGGAAUCCCAGUGACAUUAAAGACGUCCUUGACACCGAGAGGGGAGAGAGCGAACUGCUGCACUUCAAUGACCCCCUCUGGCCCCUGCAAUGGGAACUGUUGAACCGUGGUCAGUUCAGCAGCCCCAAAGGCUUUGACUUGAAUGUCAUGUCAGUGUGGAGAAGAAACAUUACUGGCAGGGGAGUAGUGGUGACCAUCGUCGAUGACGGUAUUGAUCAUACCAACUUGGAUCUGAAGAAGAAUUUUGAGGCCUUUGCCAGUUUCGACCUCCGUGGUGCUCACGGGCUAUCCCAUGAUCCCAUGCCACUGCGAGAUGAAGAUAACGGUCAUGGCACCAGAUGUGCAGGUGAGGUAGCGAUGGAGGCCAACAAUUCCUACUGUGGAGUCGGCAUUGCCUUCAACGCCAGGAUUGGUGGUAUCCGUCUGCUGGACGGUGCAGUGACCGACUCCAUGGAGGCCACCUCUCUCACCUACAACAACGACUUCAUCGAUAUCUACACGUGCUGCUGGGGGCCCAAGGACAACGGCAUGGAGAUGGCGGGACCAGGCAGGCUGGCCCAGAAGGCUUUGCGGCUGGGAACACAGAAGGGGCGAGGUGGUAAGGGGAACAUCUUCGUCUGGGCCUCUGGGAACGGCGGCAUGGUGGGCGACCACUGUGGCGCGGACGGCUACGUCAACAGCAUCUACAGCAUCGCCAUCGGCGCCGUCACCCACACCGGGCUGCCCGCCUUCUUCGGAGAGCCCUGCCCCGCUGUGAUGGCCGUCACGCCCACCGGGGCUGGCAAUGGGGAGAACCUACCGCUGGUGACGGUGUCAAAUCUGGAUGAGGGCUGCGUCACCCACUUCUCCGGGACAUCCAGCGCUGCACCCAUUGCUGCUGGGGUCCUUGCUCUUGUCCUGGAGGCCAAUCCAGACCUGACGUGGAGAGAUGUCCAACACCUAAUCGCAAAAACAGCAAAAAUACCAAACCCUGUGGAGCCUGGCUGGAGCAUCAAUGGGGCGGGAUAUCACAUUCACGACAGGUAUGGGUUUGGUCUCCUGGAUGCAGGGCUGAUGGUGCAACAGGCCAUAGGCUUCCAGAGCAUGCCCCCCCAGAGGAAGUGCUCACAGGAAAUGACCUUUGACCCUGCCAGGAUUCUUCCCCCUGGAGGAGUGGUCAGUGUUCACAUCCAGUCCGAUGGCUGCAGGGGGACGGACAAUGCCAUCAACACCCUGGAGCAUGUACAGGUCACAGUGAGCAUCACCAGCGUGUGUCGAGGCGACCUCUCCGUUGACCUCAUCUCCCCGUAUGCCACGCGGUCGCAGCUCCUGGGGACGCGGCAUAAUGACGUCUCCACCGCCGGCCUCAAGAGCUGGACGCUGAUGACCGUGCAGUCCUGGGGGGAGGACCCCCACGGCACCUGGAGACUCAAGGUGACGGACAAUAAGGAUACGGUGGCGCGAUGUAGGCGUGGAGAGUUAGAGGAAGCCGCUGGUGCCGUUCUCAGUGUCACCCUCACCCUGUAUGGAACCUUUGACCCACAGAGGCCUGACAAAGAGCCCCUGCAGAGAAUUGUGUCCAUGGGAAAAACACACCCAGUCCCCCUGUCCAGGAACAGCCAGCGGAAUGACGUCUCUGUGCAGGAGCUCAUCCAGAAGGAGUUUGAGAUGGAGAGCCGGCACAGGGUUACUGCUGAAGACAUACCCAUCCCUCUCCAGAUAAAGAACACAAAGCUUAAGUUUCAUUCGACCCCAUCCUUUUCCUCACAAGAUAUGGAUGAUACCAAUGGUGUCGGGUUCAGAGCUCACCUGGAGAGCCUCUGGAACACUCUUAGGGACAGAGUGGAGUCCAAUUGGCUGCUUUAUAAGUCAAUGACAAAGAAUCAGUCUCCUCAGUUACGCUGGACAGACACGGCCCUGCAGAGAUUCCUGGGGGCAGGGCAGACGGUGGGAGGGGCCUCAGGGGCAGAGAUACGUGAAAUGCGAGAACUCAGCAGUGAUGCGGGUGGACAGUCAGAGCCCCCUGCAAAGAUGAGAACGCAGGUUCUCGGCAGCGUCGCCACAGAUAUUCGAGAGAUGCGCCAGUUGAGGGACACCUUGAGGGCGAGCGGAGGGCAGCGGGUGAGGAGAGGUCGUCUGGCGGGGAGGGAAGAAAGGCGGGCGUGA